Monosiga brevicollis MX1 is the source of this 873-nucleotide messenger RNA. RefSeq lists its product as uncharacterized. Gene Ontology annotation, molecular function: hydroxyacylglutathione hydrolase activity. The transcript is spliced from 3 exons. The record is from RefSeq and is a predicted model, not a curated record. NCBI's taxonomy places the organism in Eukaryota, Choanoflagellata, Craspedida, Salpingoecidae. Bases 1 to 873 code for a protein of 290 amino acids.
AUGCAUAUCGAGGUUCUCCCCGUUCUCCGCAACUCGCUCAUGUACCUGUUGGUUGAUGAGUCGUCCAACACUGCUGCCGUGAUCGAUGCCGCUGAUGUCAACAAGCUUGAAAAGGCCGCCCGCCGCCUGGACGCCAAGAUCGUGGCCGUCCUCUCCACUGACAACAAAUGGGACCAUACCCGUGACAAUGAAGAGGUCAAGCGCCUGUUCCCUGACGCCGUAAUCUACGGCAGCCGUGGCGACAACACGCGUGCCAUGGACAAGGAGGCCAAGCACGGCCAGCACAUCAAGGUUGGCAACCUUGACGUCAUUGUCAAGGAUGCCCACUCCUUCACUGAGGGCUCCCUCAUCUUUGAGGUUCAAGACCCUUCCUCGGGCGAAAAGGCCGUUUUCACCGGUGGCACUCUUUUGUGUGGUGGUGCUGGCGCCAUCAACGUUCAUGCCAUUGAGGGCAAGAUUGCCGACGUUCCCUCGAAGAAGUCAGUGCCCAAGGGCAUGUCUGGCACCGCCAAGGAUCUCUUCCGCGUCUUGAACGACAUUCUUGGCUCGCUGGACGAUGACGUUGAAGUCUACCCCGGCUACGACUCGGUUGUUGAAAACCUGCGCUUUGCCGUCGGCGUUGAGCCCGAGAACGAGGACAUUGAGAUGCGCUUGGCCGAGGCCAAGGACAACCAGAAGAGCAAGGUCCCCAACGUUCCUUCCACCCUGGGUCUCGAGCGCAAGACUAACCCCUUCAUGCGCCUGCGUGAGAAGACCGUGCGCCAGUACGCCCAACUUGAGGGCAGCAAGCACGACAACCCCAUUGAUGUCCUAGACUCACUCCAAGCCAAGAUGCUGGAGCUUGGUCUGCACCCCAAGAUGCAGACAGCUUAA